This is a messenger RNA of Zingiber officinale, 1323 nucleotides long. RefSeq names its product pentatricopeptide repeat-containing protein At3g49710-like. Gene Ontology annotation, biological process: RNA modification. The transcript has 9 exons. NCBI's taxonomy places the organism in Eukaryota, Viridiplantae, Streptophyta, Magnoliopsida, Zingiberales, Zingiberaceae. Gene Ontology annotation, molecular function: RNA binding; protein binding. The record is from RefSeq and is a predicted model, not a curated record. Bases 1 to 1323 code for a protein of 440 amino acids.
AUGAAGAUAUUGAAGAUAAUGAAUGUUCUAUCACUCAAGGUUAUUCUCUCUUCCAGUUCUUUUCCCCGCUAUGGUUCCUUCUUCUCUUCUCUAUGGCUCUACCUCGGCUCCGACGCCGAUGGAUUCACCCUCUCCUCUCUCAUGUCAUCUAUCGUCAAUGUCAUUGAGCAGUUCCACUCCCUCACCAUGGCCUUAGGUCUUGAGUACUCCUAUGUCUUUGUUAACAACACCCUCAACAGCAGCUACAGUAAAGGUGACUUUUUGGUCGAAGUUGAGCCAGUUUUUGAUGAGAUGUUUUGUAAAAGGGAUGUUGUUUCUUGGAAUUGCAUGAUUGCAGCGUUUGGACAACACCGACAGGGACUAAAAGCCUUAACUUAUUUCAGAGGGGAGGCGAUCUGCCGUGACCAGCGUUCGUCGCUGUGUGAGCGGCGUGUGUGGCUUGAGCGGUGUGCGACGUGGGCAGUGGCGGAGAAAUCGUAUAAUCUACAGUUCAAGCUCGCCAACAUGCUCGCAACAUUCAUGGGCAGGAAGGAUUCAGUCGGUGGUGCACAGUUCCAUAUAGUUGAUGCGAUGAAGGUCUUCAAGGAGGUUGAUGAUCCUGAUUUAGUCAUGUGGAACACGGUGAUCUCAGGGAAGGUUGAUGAAGGAUGGGAGUAUUUUGAUUCUAUGAGGCAAAAGUAUGAUAUUGAACCCGAAGAAGAACAUUAUUCAUACAUGGUUUAUCUCUUGGCUUACAUCGUGAAGAGCCCUGGAGAUGACGACAAGAUCAAAAUAUUUGGUGAUCCAAUUUAUGAUGACGAAGAGGAUGAGAACGAAGGACACGGUUACAAGCUCUACUUCACCAACUUGCUUAAGUUCUAUUUUGGGAUAUUUCUACUACUGCUAGUUGUUCAAUCAGACACCGAAGCAACCUUCCAACUUGCUACAACACUCCUCCCCGCCUUUGCAACUGCCAACGGUGGCACCUACGCUUCACCGACAUGGACUAAAAGCCUUAACUUGUUUCAGGUAUUGGUGAAGAAAUGCUUCAAGAUCGACAUGUUGAAGGUCGCCAACAUGUUCACAACAUGCAUGGUCAUGAAGGAUUCAGUCGACGGUGCACAGUUCCAUGUACAUAUGACCAAGAAUGAUUUUGCAAGAAAAUCUCAUUUUGACAGUGACUUGAUUGACUUGUACUUGAAGGUUAGCUGGACAGUCGAUGCGAUGAAGGUCUUCAAGGAGGUUGAUGAUCAUGAUUUGGUCGUGUGGAACACAAUGAUCUCAGGGUACUUGCUCAAUGAUGAAUUCUCAGAGCAAGGCCUUAAAUGUUGCUGUGAUACGUAG